Chaetura pelagica (chimney swift) is the source of this 594-nucleotide messenger RNA. It is a transcript of the gene FGFBP2, whose product is annotated as fibroblast growth factor binding protein 2. The transcript has a single exon. Gene Ontology annotation, biological process: cell-cell signaling. Lineage: Eukaryota; Metazoa; Chordata; Aves; Apodiformes; Apodidae. The coding region runs from base 1 to 594 and encodes 197 amino acids. The record is from RefSeq and is a predicted model, not a curated record. Gene Ontology annotation, molecular function: growth factor binding.
AUGAGGAGUUUUGCACUUCUUUUCCUAGUAGUGACCUGUGGCAUAGGAGGAUUGGGACAGAAGCUGAAGCCAAAGAAAAGAAGCAAUGGUGAAGAAAUCAAUUUUCGGACUAAAACCAAAGAUCCUUGCAAAAUGAGCAUAAGUGGAGAUGAGGAGAUGAACCUUAGGAUUGAGUGCAAAAGCCAAGACAUGUCCUACUGGUGUGAAUUCACUGGCAAGCCAUCCGUCUGUCGUUCCUUCAGAAACAAUCCGAAGAUUUACUGGAAUCAGAUUGCUAUGGAACUUAGAAAGCUCCCACAUGCUUGCGAAUCCACAGAAGUGUUGAAGAUCACCAUGUGCCAAAAGGCUCCCACUGAGGCUCUCAUGAAGCAAAUAGCUACUGGUAUGGAGCCAGAAGAUCUAGCAACUUCCACUUCUGUGACAGGAGAAGCAAAAAGCCCUGUUAAGAAACCUCCAAUGUUACCUCUUAUAAGAGCAACCCAACAUGGGCAAGGGUCCGAGAAUGAAACAGAAGCAAUGAAACUGGCACGGGAACAUUGCUGGGAAUCCCUGCAUGGUUUCUGCUCCUACAUCAUUGGCAUCUUUAGAGGUUAA